Messenger RNA from Cladophialophora immunda, 1263 nucleotides. RefSeq lists its product as uncharacterized. The transcript has 2 exons. The coding region runs from base 1 to 1263 and encodes 420 amino acids. The record is from RefSeq and is a predicted model, not a curated record. NCBI's taxonomy places the organism in Eukaryota, Fungi, Ascomycota, Eurotiomycetes, Chaetothyriales, Herpotrichiellaceae.
AUGGCUGCAGCAUUGAUUCUUUCAGGGUUAGCCCUGGCUGGAGUGGUCCAAGCCCACAUUGCGGCUUUUGCUAAGGGCAUGUACUGCGAGAACGGUACAGACCCUUCAAACCCGAAUUUCAACUCCAACUCCCCGGUGUCACCGUUGUAUAACCUUACCCAGGACCACUGGUGGUUCCAACACGAUCGAGGAUGUGAUGCUGUUCCACCACCUCCUGGGGUCUUCCUCGAGUUGCCGGCCGGCGGCUCCUUCGACGUCGAUCUUGCGAACAACCAAGCAUUCUCCAAUCUGUCCUAUGGGGGCUCGAAGACUUCGGAAUGGCCGGAUGGUGGCACGCACCCAGAGGACUGGAACGGUGGCGGUGUGGGUGAGGGAUGUAUCCAAGACGGCGGUUACAUGCAUGUGCAGAACCAGAGCAUGGCUCAAGGAACUGCGUUUGCUAUUGCAUAUGAAAGUGAUCUUGCCGCCAUCACAUUGGAAGACUUGGUUGUGUUUACUGUGCUUGAGCACACUCCCUGGAAACGGGCAGCAACCUACCAGGUUCCAGCGGCAAUGCCCGCAUGCCCGGAGGGCGGAUGUACUUGUGCUUGGCUUUGGGUGCCGAAGGGAUGUGGUCAGCCCAACAUCUAUAUGCAGGGCUUCAAAUGCAUGGUCACGGGGGCUACGUCCACCAUUCCUCUAGCAAAGGCCCAAGCACCCGUAAUGUGUGACACCGACCCUUCCAAAUGCGUCAAAGGAGCAAAGCAAAUGAUCGUGUGGAAUCAACUCACCGGAAACAAUGUCGUGACAACCGGUUUACAAACGCCCGCUUACAAUACACGCAACGGUUUCACGCCAGGCCCGCAGGAUGAUAUCUUUGAAGGCGCUCCUUCUGCGCCAGUAGGACCGGCAUCCUCCUCUACGACUGCUUCCAGCUCGGUCUUCAUCUCUGCUACUGCGCCUGCAGAGACACAAGUGCGAUCCCUCUCUUGGACGACUAGCACUGUUAGCACCUCCGGCUCUGGAUCGUCAUCCAUGGCCCUUUCGACCACGACCUUCUUCCUCUCACCAUCGUCGACGACCUUGGCGACAAUUGUAAAGCCAGCCUCCACGACAAGCGACGUUGCCUCUGUUCCCGUUGCGCCAGUGUCCUCCAGCAGCAUAAGCCCUGAGACAGUGACCGUUAGUGUGACGGUCACUGUUUCUGCUUCUGGUUCAACGCCUACGGGUUUGCGACACUUCAAGGGAUGCUGGGUGGAGGAAGACGAGGAAGUGGAUGGCUGA